CAUCUAUACUGUCAUUAUGUGCCCCACAAUGAAAGUAGUUAGGCAGGGAACCGAAAAUUCUCCUGGACAACAAUCAACAACCUCAAAGUCUUGGAUCUCAUCUUACUCCAUGGUACUCUUGGUGCUUUCGAUAAUUGUUGCUUCAAUAGGGAUUCAGAUCUUCAAGAAACAAGAAGAUGAUUUGAGUGAUAUCGGUGAAGAGCUUCGGAUUCUUUUGGUUGGAAAAACAGGUGUGGGGAAAAGCGCAACAGGCAACACUAUCCUGGGAAAAAGGGUUUUUCAAUCAGAAAUAUCAUCCUCCUCUGUGACUCCACAAUGCGAAAAAUUUCAUGCAAUAAUAAAUGGAAGAAAAGUAUCUGUCAUUGACUCUCCAGGUCUGUUUGACACCGGCCUAACUGCAGAUGAGGUGGUGGACAGAAUUAAACAAUGUAUUCCACUCUCUGCUCCUGGUCCACACGUGUUCUUAGUUGUGAUUCAGCUGGGCAGAUUCACAGCUGAAGAAGCUGAAACAGUUAAAAUCAUCCAAGCAAUUUUUGGUAAAGAAGCCUCCACAUACAGCAUGGCACUGUUCACUCAUGGAGAUCGAUUGAAGGGCAAAAACAUUCACACAUUUGUGCGUGACAGCCCAAAACUGGUCAGUUUCAUCAAAACUUGCAGUGGACGAUACCAUGUGUUCAACAAUGAAAAAGAGAAUCCAGAACAGGUCGUUCAGUUGCUUGACCAGAUUGAUAAAAUGGUCACUGGAAACGGUGGGCAACACUACACCAAUGAGAUGCUGGAGAGGGUGGAGAAAGCAAUUGAGGAACAGAAACAACGUAUCCUGAAAGAGACAGAGGAGAAAAGACAGAAGGAAAUUGCAGCUCUGAGGGCUCAACUUGAAGAUGAGGCCUUUGAAAAAGCAAAAAAAAAGUUAAACAAUGAAUAUGAGCAGAAGGCAAGAAUGGAAGCUGAGAUUAACUUUCCAUUCCUAGUGGUCCAAGUGAUUAAGUAUUUGAUGAUGGCAUUACAAAAUAUAUAUUUUUGAUCACCUUGCGAUGUGACACAUCUGAGCCCAGACCAUGUGUGGCUACUGCAAGACAAAUUGUAUUAACUGCAGAAGGCAAUUAAAAUCUCAUGACUUUUAAAGGGCUAUAGGGUGCAAACUUUGUGAAUGAGUGAAAUCUGCAGGCCAUAAGCAUCAUAAUUGAUUUUUCCACAAUACUGUAUUUCAUGUGUAUUAUGAUAGUUCCGGGUGAAUGUAUAAGAAUGUGAAGAAUGUAUUGGAAUAUAAAAAAACUCUUUUUGGUUUA
This is a messenger RNA of Myxocyprinus asiaticus (Chinese sucker), 1289 nucleotides long. RefSeq names its product GTPase IMAP family member 7-like. Gene Ontology annotation, molecular function: GTP binding. Bases 17 to 1024 code for a protein of 335 amino acids. The record is from RefSeq and is a predicted model, not a curated record. The transcript has 4 exons. Lineage: Eukaryota; Metazoa; Chordata; Actinopteri; Cypriniformes; Catostomidae.